AUGCGCGAAAAUCAAGCCCGAAGCUGGAAGAAGUGGAAAUAAACCGAGUGAGAAAUGAGUAAAAAAGACAACGGGGCUUCGCUCAUCCUCGCCUACCUGAACGAGAAGAAUCGGCCUUACAGCGCUCAGGAUGUUUUCUGCAACCUCCAGAAGCAGCACGGCUUGGGCAAAACGGCCGUGGUCAAAGCCAUGGAGCUGCUGGCUCUGGAAGGGAAGAUAAAGGAGAAGACGUACGGCAAGCAGAAGAUUUACUUUGCUGACCAGGCUCAGUUCCAAGACGUCAGCGAGGCAGACCUGAAGGCGAUGGACGGUCAGAUCUCGGCGCUCAGCGCGGAGGUGCAGUCCCUCACCCAGAGCUGCAGGCAGCUGGAUGCAGAGCUGAAAGAGCUGAACAGCUCGCUCACCACGGAGGAGAUGGUGGCCGAGAUCAAGGAGCUGCGGGCGGAGUGUGCAGGAUACCGAGCGCGGCUGGACAAGAUCAGAUCUGCCACCAAUCACGUCACGCCACAGGAGAAAGAGAAGGUUUAUAAAGACCGAGACGUUUACGUCAAAGAGUGGAAAAAGAGGAAGAGACUGGCUUCAGACAUGAUCAACGCCAUCCUGGAAGGUUAUCCAAAGAGCAAAAAAGAGUUCCUGGACGAGGUGGGAGUGGAGACCGACGAGGACUGUAAGGUGGCCGUUCCUCCGUCCUGAGUGUUCAGGCAGCCUCUACUAAGCAGUGGAUCUCACACACACACACACACACACACACUUACCAGAGCAGCUGGAAACACAGCACAAACUUUAUUUAAGGCGUCUUUUGGGAACAAAAGGUACAACUUUAAUAAAAGUUUAAGAGAAGAUCUGUACAAAAACAGGUGAUCUGGGAGCAGCGUCACGGCGUUCGACAGCACUGAAGGACCAUCCGUUCACUUCUUUUUAAAGCCUUAAAAACUUCAGUUAUUUUUUCUUUCUUGUACAUACUUCCUGAAUAAAAAUCAAAUGUAUAAAAGAUGAUUGUUAGCUUGAGAAUAAAAUGUUCCUUUUUUUUUUCAUUUAUCCAGACUGUUAUAUGAUUUGUCCUCUCCUGUUCUCCUGCACACUUCUGUAGU
Salarias fasciatus (jewelled blenny) is the source of this 1091-nucleotide messenger RNA. It is a transcript of the gene psmc3ip, whose product is annotated as PSMC3 interacting protein. Lineage: Eukaryota; Metazoa; Chordata; Actinopteri; Blenniiformes; Blenniidae. Gene Ontology annotation, molecular function: recombinase activator activity; double-stranded DNA binding. Gene Ontology annotation, biological process: meiotic joint molecule formation; homologous chromosome pairing at meiosis; meiotic strand invasion involved in reciprocal meiotic recombination. The record is from RefSeq and is a predicted model, not a curated record. Bases 55 to 693 code for a protein of 212 amino acids. The transcript is spliced from 8 exons. Gene Ontology annotation, cellular component: DNA recombinase auxiliary factor complex; condensed nuclear chromosome.